Molecule: messenger RNA, 1173 nt
Organism: Diutina rugosa
Lineage: Eukaryota; Fungi; Ascomycota; Pichiomycetes; Serinales; Debaryomycetaceae
Exons: 1
Coding region: 1-1173 (390 amino acids)
Biological process (GO): rRNA methylation
Cellular component (GO): mitochondrion
Molecular function (GO): RNA methyltransferase activity; RNA binding
Source: RefSeq, a predicted model, not a curated record
AUGAUACCCCUCCGGUCGUUUGUGACGUCGUCAGUGAGAUGCCUGGUUAAGCAUGGCUCAGGCAAGGGACAGCUUUCGAAGCCCCACUAUUCGAACCCCGGGGUGCGUUCGUUCGAUAAGAAUUUGCCGGCAAAGGAGCUCAAGCCGUGGGAAAAAGCUGGUCUCUCCAAGGAUGAGUUCUUCAUGAGAAAAUACAACAAUAUCACCCCUGAACAACGACAAAAGCUUACGGAAAAGGUCGAACGCCAACGACGGUACCGCCAGAUGCGUAAGGACCACGAGAAGUCUAAGUUUCUUGAGGCCCACCCCGAACGGCUAUCUCAAGGACCUCGCGAGCCAAACCGCCUUUUUGAGUAUAUCUUCGGCACUCACAGUGUUCGAGCGGCGUUGGAGAACCCUCUGAGAACAUCCUAUAACGCAUUAUUCGUUCAUAAUGGUGAUGAAGCCGUGGUGGAUAAGGCAAAGCAGUUGGGCAUUCGCAUCAUCAAGGCCGAUAAGACCUCGAUGGCGAAAUUGACCCGAAAUGGCGUUCAUAACGGGCUUGUCCUCGAGACGAAACUGGUACCUCGGACAGCAUUGAAGGAGCUUGGCCAUGCCACCACUGAUGAAUUUGAAACUGUGGUGUACGCUGAUGAUAUUUCCGAUACAGUCACCACUCAAACUACACCGGUAGCCCGGGCGGGUAAAUAUCCCGUGGGCUUUUUGCUUGACGGUAUUACCGAUCCGAUGAAUGUAGGUGGUAUUGUCAGAACUGCCUAUUACAUGGGUGUUGACUUUGUCGUGGUACCCGAAGUGAACUCGGCCAAGAUGGGACCCGUAGCCAAUAAGGCCAGUGUGGGAGCGUUGGAAAAGCUUCCGGUAUAUGUGACGCCUAGAGUGGUGGAUUUCGUCAAACACUCGAAACGGAACGGGUGGAACAUUAUUACCGCCGCCAGCGAGUCGCCUCUGUCGUCAGCUUUGCCAGUAGAGCUUUCGCAGUUGUCAGAGAUGGCGGAUACGACGCCGAUACUUUUCGUCCUUGGCCUGGAAGGCGAUGGGGUUGGUCGCAAGACGAUGGCCGAGCUGGAUUUUAUUGUCUCCAUCCCGAAAGGCCGCGAAGGCGACGACGUGGUGGACUCGUUGAAUGUUAGCGUGGCUGCCGGCAUUAUCAUUGCGGCCACAACUCAGGGUUAG